UCGACGAGAGCGAGCCGAACAAAGAUCGCACGGCAGGCUGGGCGUGAGCCGCCGAGCGCCACGGAAGAAGAGGUCGCCUGCGCCGGGACGCCCUCCCCGCGGGAAGCACGUGGGCUCGGCCAGGGGAGAACCUCCGACCGCCGCCGCUGGUGGAGACUGUGCCGCGGUCUCUCUCCCGGGCGGAAGGGGCGCUUCAACUUUGACGCCUCUGCUGCUGAAAGAGGGGACGGGAACCCGGAAUUCUGCGGGGAAGACAGCGCGACGAGCCCCGAUGGAGAGACUGGUGGGCGUCUGGGUUUGCCUGGUGGCAGCCGCGAGAGCAGUUGUAGGCUUUGGAAUGGAUCCCAGCUUACGGAUUGAUAUUAUCUCAGAACUGGAUCUUUUCAAUAUGUCCAAUGGAAUUACACAGGUGUCUGGACUACAUAAUGCCAGCAAAGCAUUUCUAUUUCAAGAUAUAGACAGAGAAAUCCAUGCAGCACCCCACACAAAUGAGAAGUUAAUUCAACUGUUCCGGAAUAAAAGCGAAUUCACAUUUCUAGCCACACUACAACAGCGGGCAUCAACUUCAGGAGUCAUUCUAUCUAUACGAGAACUGGAACACAGCUACUUUGAACUGGAAAGCAGUGGCUUGAGAGAUGAAAUAAGGUAUCACUACAGAUUUAAUGGACAAUCAAGGACAGAGGUGUUUCCAUAUCGGUUAGCAGAUGGGCAAUGGCACAAGAUUGCAUUGUCACUCAGCGCAUCCCACCUUCUGCUUCAUGUGGACUGCAAUAGGAUUUAUGAACGUGUUAUAGACGCCCCAGAGACAAAUCUGACCCCAGAAAGCAAUUUGUGGCUUGGUCAGCGUAACAGAAAACACGGCUUCUUUAAAGGUAUUAUUCAAGAUGCGAAUGUUGUCUUUAUGCCUAAUGGAUAUAUACCACAAUGUCCUAAUCUAAAUCGCACCUGUCCAACAUGUAGUGAUUUCUUAAGCCUGGUACAAGGAAUUAUGGAUUUGCAAGAACUUCUGGCUAAAAUGACUGCAAAACUAAAUUAUGCAGAAAUGAGGCUUAGUCAGUUGGAAAACUGUCACUGUGAGAAGACUUGUCAAGUAAAUGGAGUGAUUUAUCGAGACAAAGACUCAUGGGUGGAAGAUGAUCACUGCAGAAACUGCACAUGCAAAAACGGAGUAGUGGAAUGCCGACGAAUAGCCUGUCCACCAUUGAACUGCUCUCCUGUUAGCCUUCCUGUCCAUGUAACAGGCCAGUGCUGCAAAAUGUGCAAGUCCAAAUGCAUCUAUGGAGGAAAAGUGUUGACAGAAGGUCAGCGGAUUUUAACCAAGUCCUGCAGCGAAUGCCGUAAUGGAAUUUUAGUAAAAGUAACAGAGAGCUGUCCUCCAUUGAACUGCUCAGAAAAAGAUUACAUCCUCCCUGAGAACCAGUGCUGCAAUGUUUGCAAAGGUCAUAACUUUUGUGCACAAGGACAUCAGUGUGGUGAAAACUCAGAAUGCAGAAAUUGGAACACAAGAGCUACUUGUGAAUGCAAGAGUGGUUAUGUCUCUGUUCAAGGGGAUUCAGCUUCUUGUGAAGAUAUUGAUGAGUGUGCUGCUAAGAUGCAUUAUUGUCAUGCCAACACAGUGUGUGUGAACCUGCCUGGAUCUUAUCGCUGUGACUGUGUCCCAGGAUAUAUUCGUAUUGAUGAUUUCUCAUGUACAGAGCGUGAUGAAUGUGACAGUGGACAGCACAACUGCGAUGAGAACGCAAUCUGUACUAAUACGGUCAGAGGACACAGCUGCACCUGCAAACCUGGAUAUGUGGGGAAUGGGACCAUCUGCAGAGCUUUUUGUGAAGAAGGAUGCAGAUAUGGGGGGACAUGUGUAGCUCCUAAUAAGUGUUCCUGCCCUUCUGGAUUCACAGGAAGUCACUGUGAAAAAGAUAUUGAUGAGUGUGCAGAGGGGAUCAUUGAAUGUCACAGCCAUUCACGCUGUGUUAACCUCCCAGGGUGGUACCACUGUGAGUGCAGAAGCGGUUUCCAUGACAAUGGAACCUAUUCACUUUCCGGGGAGUCCUGUAUUGAUAUUGAUGAAUGUGCCUUACGGACUCAUACCUGUUGGAAUGAUUCAGCCUGUGUGAACCUGGCUGGGGGGUUUGAUUGCCUCUGUCCAUCUGGACCAUCCUGCACUGGUGAUUGCUUGCAUGAAGGAAGCUUGAAACGGAAUGGACAGGUAUGGACUCUGAAGCAAGACAGAUGCUCUGUUUGCUCCUGUAAGGAUGGCAAGAUAUUCUGUCGGCGGACUGCUUGUGAUUGUCAAAAUCCUACUGUUGAUUUCUUCUGCUGCCCAGAAUGUGAUACCAGAGUCACCAGUCAAUGUUUAGGCCAGAAUGGGCACAAGCUAUACCGAAGUGGAGACAACUGGACAUACAGCUGUCAGCAGUGUCGCUGCUUGGAAGGAGAAGUGGAUUGUUGGCCACUUGGUUGCCCAGCCCUCAACUGUGACUACACAGCAAGAGCGGAAGGAGAGUGUUGUCCCCGUUGCAUCAGUGACCCAUGCUUGGCUGACAAAGUUACUUAUGAUAUCAGAAAAACCUGUCUAGAUGGUUCUGGAAUAACAAGGCUCAGUGGCUCUGUAUGGACAAUGGUUGGAUCUCCUUGUACAACCUGCCAAUGCAAGAAUGGACAUGUCUGUUGCUCUGUGGAUUUAGAAUGCCUUCACAAUAACUAACGUAAAAAGCUGGGACUAUUCUUUUUUGAGAGGAAAACUGAUGCAAUUUCCCACUUUCAAAACAAAUGCAGUUAUAGAAGAUGGGAGUUUUAUACAACAGACAAUUACCAACGUUUCCACCUGAGUAAGAUAUUUGGGAGUUGCCUUUGGGACCUACCACUAUGCGUUCAUCCUUGCUAGGCUUGUCAUGGGUGACUUUUACAGUACAAUGCAUAUAAAUCUAUGGUUGUUCAAAGUUUUGAGUGUUGUAAAUUAUAUCCUUUUCCUGUCAAAUCAUUUGCAAAUCCGUUUAAAUUAUUGGUAAAAUACGUAUUUGUUUAUUUAAUUUAUGUACAAACAGCAAGAUAGAAACUCUCUUUUUAUUUUAGUUUAAAAGAACAAAGUCCUACAAAAUAAGGCUGCCUUUUGUGGUUUUGUCCCAUAAUAUUGCACUCCUAGUUCUGAGGUCCCUGUCAGAUGUAUUUAUGAAAAUAUGUAUGUAUGUACAGUCAAAUUGCAUAGUACUUAUAUUUCAUAGCUGUCAAACAUUGUAAAACAUUCCAAGAAACAUUUGACUUGUUGAGAUAAUCAAUUCUCAGCCUAUCUUUACUGGGGGUGGGGGAAAGUAAAAAAUUAGUAAUGUCGCAAGUUUAAUGAAGUGGCAAAAUGCACUCUUUUUUUGCAGAAAGAUGAGAUAACAGCAACAUUCCUGUGUGAAGGGAGGGAAGCAGCACUGUGUUAAUCAGUGCUGCUUCAGAAUGUAUCCAGAAAACCAUGCCACAGAUCAGAAUUAGGCUUAGUGGAAUGUUGUGGGCUGCAAGUCAAACGACAAAUAUUGGAUAUGGGUGUAAGUCUGUCAAAUUGUGUAGAAUUCAAUAAAACAAUCAAAGGGCUUUACACAUGUUGAUUUUAAGUGAAUGGGUUAAGUUUUUGAUAACCAUUACACUAGUAUACAUGAGUUUAUAAUCUCUACUCUGUGUAGUUGCUUUAGCAUAAUCAAGUCUGCCAUCCUCCGUUAUGUAUGCCAUAAUGAACAGGUUCAUCUCUAUUUGUACAAUGUUAGAACUUACAAGGAACAGUGUAAAUGUCACUGCAUUUAAUGAUAAUUUCAGCAACUAUCACACUAGGCGGUGUGCUGGUCUUAGAAGAUGGUUGGUACACUCCAUGUUCCAAUUUGUGUUCAAUUUAAUGUACUCGUCAAACAACCUUGUCUCCUUAACCCCCCCCCCUUUUGACAUCCAAAAAGACCUACUUUAUUAAGUUAGCCAUCUUUAAAAUGCUGUUUUAAACCCCAAACUUAAGUAUAAAUUGUAAUUACUACUUCUCAGCAUGCACAAUGAUUAAAUUUGAAUGAGUGCUUUGAUUGUACAAGGCCAGGACUUUUGCAAGUACUAGAAUAAAAUCCAUCUCAGCCCAAAACAUACCCCUCUCCAGCAAGUUUAUAUGCUUAGAUCACUACCUACAUGUAUACACAGAGCAUUGUAUAUACAAUAGACUACUAUUUGGAAAUAGGAGAAAAGAAACCCCCACAUCCACACUGCCCUAGUUACAUGUAGUUGCUUGGAAUCCAUAAGGAAAACAGUGGGCUAUACUCCUUCCACUGUGCUCAUAGAACUUUUUGCCACCCCAAUUGGAAAGGGAGAAUUCACUGUUUAUCAUCUGUUCAUUAUUUAUCUGCAAAAAAGUUGCAUUGCUUUGUACUGUGCCUGUUUAGAGAAAAGAUUCUACAACCACUAUUGAGUGUUUCUUUUUCAGCAGAAUUGUGCUCAUUGUGCUUUUUUGUGUGAUAACAUUCUUCCCUUUCCCUUUGGUCUUUUUACUGAAAUUGAGUAUUCAUAACCAGUUUGAGGAGAAAAGCUUGGCAAGUGCUUUACUUCAUUUGUGAAAAGCUAUAUUCUUCUAGCCAAGAAAUCUAUAAUUAACUCUUAAGAAUGAUAGUUGGCUAUUUACAAUGGAAGACUACUGCAUCUAAGUUCUACAUAUUACUGUGCACUCAUCAUUCUACCAAAGGGAUAGCACACAGCUGUAUGGAUGCUCUGAGUCAUGUAGGUAUUUUUAGUUUAGCAUUUGCUCUGGAGAUUUUAAUGAAAAUAGAGACCUAUUUAACACUGAUCAGUUUGAACGUGAGUGCCCAGUUUAAGGGGUCUGGUGCACAAGCAGGAGUUGUUGUUUUUUGUGAGGAGCUGAACUUUCACAUUGGUGGCAAUUGUGGUUUUGUCCCCAGUGUCAAAAAAUUCCUUACAAGGAAAAGCUUAUGCAAAGGAUUAUUGGUGGUGAUUAGAGCAACAAAACCCUUAGUUGUUUAGAAUUCCAUAUCGGGAAAAUUUGUCUUUUUAAAAAAGUUGCUCUCAUUUUGGCACCCUCUGUGUGUCUGAUUAUUUUUGCAAAUGUUUUAAUAACUAUUAUAAGGAAUGCCAUUGAUGUCUUAUAGGAUGUGCAUAGGACAUUGUAAAUCACAUCAUCUUUCCAUUUUGUAGAUCAUGUUGUAAACCCAAUGAUAACUCAACUGGGGGAAAUGAUGCAGCAGUUUCAGAUGUAAAAGGGGAGUGAUUUAAAACUUGUGCCAUCUAAAUAAACUCCUGUGUACAGAU
Molecule: messenger RNA, 5271 nt
Organism: Sphaerodactylus townsendi
Lineage: Eukaryota; Metazoa; Chordata; Lepidosauria; Squamata; Sphaerodactylidae
Gene: NELL1
Product: neural EGFL like 1
Exons: 20
Coding region: 272-2701 (809 amino acids)
Molecular function (GO): protein binding; calcium ion binding
Source: RefSeq, a predicted model, not a curated record